CAGGGAUCCGGCUUCCGGGGGUGUUGUGGAUAUCAUUAUGCCGCGUACAUCCUCAGCACCUCACCAAGUAGAGGACGAGUCGAAGCAGCCAUUGAUGCCUGCCCAGGAUAACAAGGUUAAAGACAAUGUCAUAGAGUCGCAGGCCAUGUCAGAAGAGGAAACUGCGUCGGCUGGUCAUAGCAACGCUGAAAGAAAUAAAAGUCAUUUAUCAGAAGAGCACGGUGACAAGAAGGUCUCAGAGGGGCAUCGCAAGCAUCGCCGAUACCUCACAGCGGGUGCGCAAUGCUGCUCUCAAACAUUUACGAUCCUGCAAAAUCUUCUAGCUGUUCCCAUGACGGAAGCUCUUGGUACCCUCACCCUUACGCUGGUAGUUGGUCUGCUCUCCCGUCCCGCCGCAGGCGUAGACAGCCUUACGGCCGCCAUUGGAGUCGCCGCCGUCUUAUUGGCCAUGAUCAACACAGGCGCUCCGAUAUCGGGCGCGCAUUACAACCCGGCGGUGACCUUCGCAUUGCUUCUCAUCGGACGAGUCUCCCCUUUCCGGGCCCUGGUUUACAUAGCCAGCCAAACCGUCGGGGCCAUUGGGGGGGCCUACCUGGCCCGAGGUCUGGCUGCCUCUGAUCAACUAGCAGAUCCAUUCUUGCCGGAGGGAGUUACCGGGGAGCUAGCCCUGGUCGAGAUCAGCUUUACAUACGCCUUGGUCAUGGUGGUGAUCCACACCGCUUUUGCCCGAGCACAGCAACCCAAUGCCUAUGCGGGCGUGGCGAUAUGUGCGACGUUGGUGACAGGGGCCUCUCUGGGGGCGGUCAUGAAUCCGGCGGUGUCUGCUGGG
Molecule: messenger RNA, 829 nt
Organism: Nannochloropsis gaditana CCMP526
Product: major intrinsic protein
Exons: 1
Biological process (GO): transmembrane transport
Cellular component (GO): plasma membrane
Molecular function (GO): water channel activity
Source: RefSeq, a predicted model, not a curated record